Molecule: messenger RNA, 5799 nt
Organism: Synchiropus splendidus (mandarinfish)
Lineage: Eukaryota; Metazoa; Chordata; Actinopteri; Syngnathiformes; Callionymidae
Gene: filip1l
Product: filamin A interacting protein 1-like
Exons: 6
Coding region: 1413-5090 (1225 amino acids)
Source: RefSeq, a predicted model, not a curated record
AGGCAUUUCUAGCCAGAAGACCCAUUGACUGGUGAAUGAUGAAGUAUACUGUAGGUCAAAUACACACAUGGUCCCAUAUACCGUACACACACAUGCACAAAUUAAUUCUAUGUUAACAAUCGUGAAUAAACAAUGCAUUCUAUUCUUCAUCAGAAGAAUCCAGUUACUUCUUGCGGGGUGUAUGAAUGUGACUCAACUGUCUCCAACAGUCUGCAUGAGAACCUCACCCACUUUUUAAAACCAGUGCAGGGGUCACCACUUAAAGUGUCAUGUGCCUAUUUCUGGUGAAACCAACACCUCACUUCACAGUGAUAAAAGCCCAUCGUCUCCCACAAUAUUCAAAAUUCACAGAAAGUUCUACAAACUUGUCUGUUUCGUCCCCUCUCACCCUCAGAGUCACAGAUGUGAGGAGGGUCUUCUGCCAUGAGCCAUAUGGUGGCAUUAAAGCUGUGUGUGUGCGUGUAUUUGGGGACGGGGCGUGUUUUGCCAAGUACCAAGUCUUGACAAACCUUGUUCUCGUGAGGACAUUUUGCUUUCUGAGGACAUUUUGCCCUGAUCUUACACGGUUUAGCGGUUCAAAACAUCUGUCAAAGUAGUUUAUUAUAAUGGGGCAAGAUUGAGUAUUGGUUAAGGUUAGCCUGUGUUUUGGAUGGUUUAGUUAAGGGUGAGAGGCUGGGGAAAGGGUUAUGGAAAUGAGAGGUCCUCACAAAAGUAGCUAAACUUGUAUUGAUAUUCUUGCGUGGACCAAUCUUUGACAAGACACUGAUCUUAUGAGGAUAUUUUGGCUGGGCCACAUAGAGUUUUGAGGGAGAAAACCUCAAAAUAACUCGGUCAUCACAACUGGGUUUCAGUUUGGCUUAGAGUCCUGGUUAAGGUUAGUCAUGUGUUUUGGAUGGUUAGGUAUAGGGGUAGACAGGGAAAGGGUGAUGUCAAUGAGAGGUCCUCACAAGGCCAGAGAUACAUGUGCGUGUGUGUUCGAGGCUGGGGAAGGCAUUAUGACAAUGGGAAACCUCACAAUGUCCCCACAGGGAUAGCAAUACCAACGUUUGUGUGUGUGUGUGUUGAGAGAGAGGAGGGCAACUGGGGAUCAAGGUGUCAGAAGGGAGGGUGUUUAAAUUUAACUGCAACAGGGCUGAUAUCUGCAUGGCAGGUCCUGUCUCCCCCACUGCUCUGUCUCUCUCUCCCUCACACAUACGCACACACAAACCAUCUCUGCGUUCAGACACCAGCAGCGUCAGCUCUGUCAGGACUCUAUUGCAAUCCCACUGUCUGGAUUGUAUCAAGGCUAGCCAAGGACACGAGAGGCAAGAGAAGCAAACAUUAAGAGAGAGGAUAACAGCUGAUCCAUCUGCAGCUCUGCAGAGGCUCGAUUGCGCUGAGGGCUAACGCACUUCAACAAGAGGUAGGGGAAUAUGCGAUCCCGCAGCAAUAGUCUGGAGGAUGUGACAAAAUCCAUGUCUGGACAUGAGCCAGCGGACACACAGAGACGAAGCACAGAGCAGGAUGAGCCCUCGCUAAGAGCAGAGCGCCGGGGUCGACACCGGAAGCCACCAGAUGACACAGGUACAAUCCAGCGGAAUCAUAAGGCAGCCAAGAUCAGCUGUUGCAUCAGCAGCAGCAGCGCGAGUGCGGCUACAAAAGGAGGCCGCAGGGAGAAGGGCCGAGACCUUUCCCGAGACGACUUGGUGUUUCUGCUGAGCUUGCUGGAAGGAGAGCUUCAGGCCAGAGAUGAAGUGAUUACAGUUUUGAAAGCAGAAAAAAUUGAUCUGGCCCUAUUGGAGGCCAAAUAUGGAUUUGUCACACCACACAAGGUCCUGCAGGCUCUGCAGAGAGAUGCCGUCCAGGGCAAAGCUGAUGGCCUCCAAGAAGACAUCUACGAAAGGCCCAUGUUAGAGCUGGACAAGCUGGUGGAAAAGCAACGGGAAACAUACCGACGCAUGUUGGAGCAGCUCCUGAUAGUGGAGCAGUCCCACAAACAGGCUCUUUACAAGCUGGAAGAUGAGAAGAGAAACCACGGAGAGUUUAUAAGGAAGAGCGAUGAGUUCACCAAUCUGCUGGAGCAGGAGCGGGAGCGGUUGAAGGUGCUCAUUGACCAAGAGAAGGCUUAUCGUGAAAUCAAGGACGAAGAAAAUGACAAAAAAGUGGCUGGCCUCAAGGAGGAGUUGACAAAACUGAAGUCUUUUGCGUUGAUGGUGGUGGACGAACAGCAGCGUCUCACCGAUCAGUUGAACCUCCAAACAGCAAAGGUCAAAGAACUGACAGCUAGCACUUCACAGGCCCAGCUGGAUCUGAGCUCAGCUAAUGCCCGUCUGUGGGAAGAGGAGCAAAAGGUGAUUCUCUUGGAGGCCAAGCUCCAAGAGCAAGUCAUCCAAUACCAACAGGAACAAGAAGUUAUGACCGCUAAGCUGACCAACGAGGACUUCCAGAACAGGCAGCUGCGUCACAGACUGUUGACUCUCAGCCGGCAACUUGAUGAACUGGGGGAGACUAAUAAGACUCUGCGUAGGGCAGAAGAUGAGCUGCAAGAGCUCCGGGACAAAAUCGGCCGGGGACAGUGUGGUAACUCUGGACUCAUGUCUGAGCUGGAAGAGUUGAGGAAAAGAGUACUCGAAAUGGAGGGGAAGGAUGAGGAGUUCAUCAGGAUGGAGGACCACUGCAGGGACCUGAACAAGAAACUGGAGAAUGAGGCCAACCAAAGUCUAACAUUAAAAGCUGAAGUUGAGAAACUUAACCACAGAAUAAUGGACUUGGAGAAGCUGGAGGACGCAUUUAGCAAGAGCAAGCAGGAAUGCUGCUCACUUAAGAGUAACCUGGAGAAGGAGAAGUCUGUGUCAAAGGUCCUGACUGGGGAGUUAGAGGUCUUGAAAGUGCGGGUAAAAGAGCUGGAGUCUGCUGAGAGUCAGCUGGCAAGAACGGAAGGGACCCUGAAGGAGGAGCUAAGCAAGCUAAAAACUCUGACAGUUAUGCUCGUGGAUGACAGAAAGGUAAUGGCAGAGAAGCUCAAGCAAAUGGAACACAAGGUGCAGAACAGCAACGGCAAACUUCAAGAAGAGCAGGACAAGGUCAUGUCUGUCACAGAGAAGCUCAUUGAGGAAAGCAAGAUGGCACUGAAGUCCAAAGCUGAGCUGGAGGAGAAAAUGUGUUCUGCCACAAAGGAAAGAGAUGGCCUGAAGGCCAAGCUGCGAGUGGAGGAAGAAAAGAACAUUGACUUAGAAUCAAAAGUAAGCAUGAUGAUGAAAAGGUUGCAGUCUUUGGAGACCAUUGAGAAAGAGUACCUGAGGAACAAAGUGAAAGAGGAUAACAUAACAACGUCGAUCACUAACCGUUUCCAGCAAGAGGAUAACAAAGUGAAGGAUUUGACUCAAGAGGUGGAACGUCUGAGACAGAAGCUAAAGGACAUGAAGGUUGCGGAGGGUGACAUGUUUAAAACGGAGGAUUUGGAAUUACUGGAGAAAAAGUUCAUCAAUGAACAGGAGAAGGCCCAGGCUCUGAUGGAAGAGCUAGAAUCAUCCAAGAAAGAGCUGACUAGGUGUCAGCUGGCAGAGAAGAAUGACAGCAACCAAGAGCAGGUUCUCUUCAAACGCUUAAAGGAGGAAGAAGCAAAGUCAAGUCAUUUGUCCAAAGAGGUAGCUGCUCUGAAGGAGAAGAUCCAUGAAUACAUGGGAACGGAAGACUCGAUCUGUCGCAUGAAAACUGACCAAUUGACUCUCCAACGAAAACUGACGCAGCAGGGAGUCAGAAACAAGGAGCUUGUAAGAGAGAUGGAGACCCUCACACGGGAGCUGGAGAGAUACAGACGAUUCAGCAAAAGCCUGCGCCCUGGCAUGAAUGGGAGGCGCUUUUCUGACUUGCAUGUAUCCACCAAAGAAGUCCAGACAGAGCCUAUUUACCUUUUGUCUCAGACGACACUGGUCCCCCUGGAACGGGCUGUUGUUAACGGGAAACUGUACGACGACAGUGAACCUGAGGACAAUGCCAACUACAGCAACAAGCUCACAAACUGUAGCGCUUCCCUCAUCAACAACAACCUCAACAACAUCAGGAAAGCACGUGUCCCGCUACUGAAGAACAAAGAUGGUGCCCAUCUGGUUAAUGGUAAAGUGCAAACACGCCAAAAUGGAAACCAUGUCCAGUCUGGAGAUGUUGUGCUGACUCAGAGUCCUGGACAGCCUCUGCACAUUAAAGUAACGCCAGACCGUGAGCACAACACCGCCACACUGGAGAUCACUAGUCCUACGACAGAGAAUGCUCAGUCAUUCACCAGCACAGCGGUAAUACCCACAAGUGGAGGUCCAUCCAAGCAGAGAAUCACAAUUAUCCAGAAUGCCUCCAUGUCCCCAAAUCUGAAAUCCAUUUCCCCUUCUUCAAAUGUGUGUUCACCGAUCUCUGAUGAACCUUGUUCCUCAGAUAGAGCCCUGUCCCCUGUCAACAUGGCGACGUACUCCAGGUCAAUGACCCCCAAUUCCAGCGGGUCCCUCACGCCAGAUAGAGCAGUGUCCCCGAUUCAAAUCGUCUCAGUCACAACAGGUACCCCUGAGAGGUCCGUGUCAACAGAGCCCCUGGAGGUUGUCGGAGGACAUGCUGUCUUUCGCGUCAGUCCUGAGAGACACAACAGCUGGCAGGUCCAGAGGCCCAACAGCAACGGGCCCAAUGUUAUAACAACAGAAGACAACAAAAUCCACAUCCACUUAGGGAGCCCCUACAUCCAGAGCAUCACCCCAACACAAACUUUAAGUCAUGGGCCUGGACAUCAGAAGCAGAGGACUGUGACUGACUGUAACACAGCUACCGUCAAAAGCAGCAGCAAAAUUACAAGUAGCAUCAUGAUUAAGCCCACCUCCUCUCAAAUCCAAAGACCGUCACAGAUUACACUACCUCUGGAAGCAUUCCGACGACCAGGACCCACAAGAAUCCCCAAACCGAAGGGUUUCAGUGGCCAGAAGGGGAUGACAAAUGGUUCAACUGCAAACACCGCACUCCAUCCCAAGGGUGGGAACCAUCUGGGACAACCAACAGGGAAUGUCUCGACCACACACACCCCAGCUGGUAACAACAACAGCAAUCCAAACCUGGUCAACCGCAGACUGUGAUUUCACUAUUUACAACUUGUUUUCAGGGAGUUGGUACGACAAUCCAGACAGACUGUACACGUUGUCUAAGGGGGUACUCUAGUGAUGGGUAGAUGAGGUUUCAUGACACAGUUUCCUGAUUUUCAGGUCAGCAGAUGGCGCUGUCUGCUGUAAAAUGUUAGGACUUGAAAAACUAAUUCAGUGAAACCUCACUUAUUUCUAAACCAAGGGCGCCAUCUAGAGGCCAAUGAGAAUUACGCCACUGUGUCAUCAACCCUGCAACACUGUUUGAUACCUCAUCAACCACUUGAUGACUCCAUCACCCUCCAACAUUGGUGCUCUCAUAAUUAUAUAGUGAAUCCCUUGUCAACAGGUGCUACUUGAGGUUUGCAAGCAAGUUAUUAGAAAUCAGUAAUACUGAUAAAAUAAUAUGGUACUUCAGCAGACCUUUAAUAUCCACAGAAUUACGUGUUCCUCAGAGGAAGUCUCAGUAGGAAAGUCAUUCGGUCUCUUCGACCAACGUGAGCUUCACGUGAUUAAUUGUAACAAAGGUCUUUCAAUGUUGCUGUCAGCAUUUGUCAGUCCAUUUCUAAAAAAAAUGUGUUCAGGAGGCUGUUGUUUGAGGGGUAAGACUCAAAGCGAAUGAAUUAUGAGGAAAAAUGUACAAAAAUGUUCUUGUAUCUAACUUCUUCAUUUGUACAUGUGAUGUGUUUAUUUCUGGUCAAUAAAG